AUGGCCUAUGCAAUAGAUUCAACAAACUCUCGUUAUACAGAUGUUCGUGAUGAACCUGUAGAGAAAUUACUUACACCAAUCAGUGGUCAUCAGGAUCAACCAUCGGUAUCAUUAAAAGAAGCUGUUCAACCAAUUGCUCAUUUAUUCAAUGGUCUUAAGGAUUAUGUUUUGGUUGCCAAACACAACUGUAAAAAUCCAGCUGAAGGCUUGUCACAAGAUGAAUCUGGUGCAAUACAUUUAUAUACGAUGGAAUUUGAUCCUGGACCAAGUCUAUAUGAAAUAUUAAAUAAACGAUUACGAGCCGAAAAUCGCGAGAAUUUGAAACCAUGGUUCUUAUUCUUAAAACUAUUUUUAUCCGCAUUAGAAAAAUUACCAUCAGCAACACAAACAGUGUAUCGUGGGAUUAAAGGUGUUGAUCAAAGUGAUAAAUAUAUUAAUAGUGAAAAGUUUGUUUGGUGGGGUGUUAGCUCCUGUACGUUAAAUAUAGAACCUUUACAAUCAGAAAAAUUUUUAGGAAAAUUUGGACAAAGAACAUUAUUUUCAAUUGAUAGUAAAAAUAGUAAAUCUAUUAUAGCUCAUUCAUACUAUAAAAAUCUUGAAAACGAAAUGAUAACCCCCCCCCCCCAUAAUAGAAGCCUCCCCCGUAUUAGAAGCCCCUCCGUAUUAGAAGCCCCCUCUGGAGGAAUCGAUGUGGAAGGUGUAUUAGA
This is a messenger RNA of Didymodactylos carnosus, 707 nucleotides long. Lineage: Eukaryota; Metazoa; Rotifera; Eurotatoria; Philodinida; Philodinidae. The record is from the annotation of a GenBank genome assembly.